This is a messenger RNA of Neomonachus schauinslandi (Hawaiian monk seal), 3333 nucleotides long. It is a transcript of the gene DPYD, whose product is annotated as dihydropyrimidine dehydrogenase. Gene Ontology annotation, cellular component: cytosol; cytoplasm. Lineage: Eukaryota; Metazoa; Chordata; Mammalia; Carnivora; Phocidae. Gene Ontology annotation, molecular function: iron-sulfur cluster binding; NADP binding; uracil binding. Gene Ontology annotation, biological process: uracil catabolic process; thymine catabolic process. The record is from RefSeq and is a predicted model, not a curated record.
UACCGCUGGCGGUCACUUCGCUCUCUGACUAGAGCCCAAGGACGCUAGGAGGGUCUGUCACUAGGAGACUUCAGGCUAUGAGCACUGCCAUGGCCCCCGUGCUUAGCAAGGACGCGGCGGACAUCGAGAGUAUCCUGGCUUUAAAUCCUCGAACACAAACUCAUGCAGCGCUGCAUUCCACUUCGGCCAAGAAAGUAGACAAGAAACACUGGAAAAGAAAUACUGAUAAAAACUGCAUUAAAUGCGAGAAGCUGGAGAAUAAUUUUGAUGACAUCAAGCACACGACUCUUGGUGAGCGAGGAGCUCUCCGAGAAGCAAUGAGGUGCCUGAAAUGUGUAGAUGCCCCCUGUCAGAAGAGCUGUCCAACCAAUCUAGAUAUCAAAUCAUUCAUCACAAGUAUUGCAAACAAGAACUAUUAUGGAGCUGCUAAGAUGAUUUUUUCUGACAACCCACUUGGUUUGACCUGUGGAAUGGUAUGUCCAACUUCUGAUCUUUGUGUAGGUGGAUGCAAUUUGUAUGCCACUGAAGAGGGACCAAUUAAUAUUGGUGGAUUGCAGCAGUUUGCUACCGAGGUGUUCAAAGCAAUGAAUAUCACACAAAUUCGGAAUCCUUCUCUGCCUCCUCCAGAAAAAAUGCCUGAAGCCUAUUCUGCAAAGAUUGCUCUUUUUGGUGCUGGGCCUGCAAGUAUAAGUUGUGCUUCCUUUUUGGCUCGAUUAGGCUACUCUGACAUCACUAUCUUUGAAAAACAAGAAUAUGUUGGUGGUUUAAGUAUUUCUGAAAUUCCUCAGUUCCGGCUACCAUAUGAUGCAGUGAAUUUUGAGAUUGAGCUUAUGAAGGACCUUGGUGUAAAGAUAAUUUGUGGCAAAAGCCUUUCAGCAAAUGAAAUGACUCUUAGCACUUUGAAAGAAGAAGGGUACAAAGCUGCUUUCAUUGGAAUAGGUUUGCCAGACCCUAAUAAAAACCAUAUCUUCAAAGACCUGACGCAGAACCAUGGAUUUUACACAUCCAAAGACUUUUUGCCACUUGUAGCCAAAAGCAGUAAAGCAGGAAUGUGCGCCUGUCACUCUCCAUUGCCAUCGAUACGGGGAGUCGUGAUCGUACUCGGAGCUGGAGACACUGCUUUCGACUGUGCAACAUCCGCUUUAUGUUGUGGAGCCCGCCGCGUGUUCAUCGUCUUCAGAAAAGGCUUUGUUAAUAUAAGAGCUGUCCCCGAGGAGGUGGAACUUGCUAUGGAAAAAAAGUGUGAAUUCUUGCCUUUCCUUUCCCCACGGAAGGUUAUAUUGAAAGAAGGGAGAAUUGUCGCCAUGCAAUUUGUUCGGACAGAGCAAGAUGAAACUGGAAACUGGCACGAACAUGAAGAUGAGAUAGUCCGUCUGAAAGCCGAUGUGGUCAUCAGUGCCUUUGGUUCAGUUCUGAGUGAUCCUAGAGUAAAAGAAGCCUUGAGCCCUCUAAAAUUUAACAGAUGGGAUCUCCCAGAAGUAGAUCCAGAAACUAUGCAAACCAGUGAACCAUGGGUGUUUGCAGGUGGUGAUAUUGGUGGUGUGGCUAACACUACAGUGGAAUCAGUGAACGAUGGAAAGCAAGCUUCUUGGUACAUUCACAAAUACAUACAGUCGCAAUAUGGAGCUUCGGUUUCUGCCAAGCCUGAGCUGCCCCUCUUUUACACUCCUGUUGAUCUGGUGGACAUUAGUGUGGAAAUGGCUGGACUGAAGUUUAAAAAUCCUUUUGGUCUUGCUAGUGCCACUCCAGCUACCAGUACAUCAAUGAUUCGAAGAGCUUUUGAAGCUGGAUGGGGUUUUGCCCUGACCAAAACUUUCUCUCUUGAUAAGGACAUUGUGACAAAUGUUUCGCCUAGAAUCAUCCGAGGGACUACCUCUGGCCCCAUGUAUGGCCCUGGACAAAGCUCCUUCCUGAAUAUUGAGCUCAUCAGUGAAAAAACGGCUGCAUAUUGGUGUCAAAGUGUCACUGAACUAAAAGCUGACUUUCCAGACAAUAUUGUGAUUGCUAGCAUCAUGUGCAGUUAUAGCAAAAAUGACUGGAUGGAACUUUCCAAAAUGGCUGAGGCUUCUGGAGCAGAUGCCCUGGAGUUAAAUUUAUCGUGUCCACAUGGCAUGGGAGAAAGAGGAAUGGGCCUGGCCUGCGGGCAGGAUCCAGAGCUGGUACGGAACAUCUGUCGCUGGGUGAGGCAAGCUGUUCAGAUUCCUUUUUUUGCCAAGUUGACCCCAAAUGUCACUGAUAUCGUAAGCAUCGCAAGAGCUGCAAAGGAAGGUGGUGCAGAUGGCGUUACAGCGACCAACACUGUCUCAGGUCUAAUGGGAUUAAAAGCUGAUGGCACACCUUGGCCAGCAGUGGGCCUUGGGAAGCGGACUACAUAUGGAGGAGUGUCUGGCACAGCAAUCAGACCUAUUGCUUUGAGAGCCGUGACCUCCAUUGCUCGUGCUUUGCCUGGAUUUUCCAUUUUGGCCACUGGUGGAAUUGACUCAGCUGAAAGUGGUCUUCAGUUUCUCCAUAGCGGAGCCUCGGUCCUCCAGGUAUGCAGUGCUAUUCAGAAUCAGGAUUUCACUGUCAUCCAAGACUACUGCACGGGCCUCAAAGCCCUGCUGUAUCUGAAAAGCAUUGAAGAACUACAAGACUGGGAUGGGCAGAGUCCAGCUACAGUGAGUCACCAGAAAGGGAAACCGGUUCCCCGUAUUGCUGAACUCAUGGGAAAGAAACUGCCAAGUUUUGGACCUUAUCUUGAGCAGCGCAAGGAAAUCAUAGCAGAGAACAAGAUUAGACAGAAAGAACAAAAUACAGUUUUGCCACCACUUGAGAGAAAGCAUUUUAUCCCCAAAAAGCCUAUACCUACCAUCAAGGAUGUCAUUGGAAAAGCGCUGCAGUACCUUGGAGCGUUUGGUGAACUGAGCAACCUAGAGCAAGUCGUGGCCAUGAUCGAUGAAGAAAUGUGUAUCAACUGCGGCAAAUGCUACAUGACCUGUAAUGACUCUGGCUACCAGGCGAUACGGUUUGAUCCCGACACCCACCUGCCCACCGUUACCGACUCCUGCACUGGCUGUACUCUAUGUCUCAGCGUCUGCCCUAUUAUCGACUGCAUCAAAAUGGUUUCCAGGACAACACCUUAUGAACCGAAGAGAGGCUUGCCCUUAGCUGUGAAUAAUCUGGUGUGUUAAGGUGAUUUGUGAAACUGUUGCUGCGAACUUGGAGGCCACCUACCUGUGCCGAUCUUUUUAAUUGUGAUCAUUGUGUUCGGCUCUUGCUAAAUGGAAACAAAUAGAUAAUUUCUGAACACAUUUCUAAAUGAAAACUGUAGAUCUCUAAAUAAAUUUCCAAAUU